Messenger RNA from Toxotes jaculatrix (banded archerfish), 1059 nucleotides. RefSeq names its product syntaxin 12 (gene stx12). The coding region runs from base 133 to 939 and encodes 268 amino acids. The record is from RefSeq and is a predicted model, not a curated record. Gene Ontology annotation, biological process: vesicle fusion; vesicle-mediated transport; intracellular protein transport. Lineage: Eukaryota; Metazoa; Chordata; Actinopteri; Toxotidae. The transcript is spliced from 10 exons. Gene Ontology annotation, molecular function: SNARE binding; SNAP receptor activity. Gene Ontology annotation, cellular component: synaptic vesicle; synaptic vesicle membrane; SNARE complex.
UUACGCGAUAACGUCACCGACCAGGAAGGGUAAUAUCCCUACGGCAUAACGGAAAACAGUAGUCCUAUGUGUCCAUUUGGAACAGCCAAAUAAGCAACUCAACUCCAAAGGCAAAAGCUCAUUUUGGCAGACAUGUCAUACGGCCAAGCAGAGAGCUACCACCCUGUCCCACGGGACUUCAACACCAUCAUACAAACAUGCAGCUCCAACAUCCAGAAGAUCACACAGAACACUGCGCAGAUAAAGACCAUGGUGAACCAGCUGGGGACCAGACAGGACACCAGUGAACUCCAGGAUCGUCUGCAACAGAUACAACACUACACGAACCAACUGGCAAAAGAAACAAAUAAGCACCUGAAAGAGCUGGGAUCCAUCCCUUUGCCCUUGUCACCCUCAGAGCAAAGGCAGCAAAAGAUCCAGAGGGAACGACUGAUGAAUGACUUCUCAGCAGCUCUCAACAACUUCCAAGCAGUCCAGCGGCGUGCGGCAGAGAGGGAAAAGGAGUCAGUAGCCAGAGCGAGGGCUGGGUCCCGCCUAUCAGCUGAGGACGGUUCUCGAGAUGAAAAGCUUGUUUCGUUCGAUAACCAAGACGACUGGGGUCAGAUGACCACCCAGACAGAGGAAGUGGCCAUCACAGAGGAGGACCUGGAGCUCAUAAGGGAGAGAGAAACCAACAUCAGACAGCUGGAGUCUGACAUCUUGGAUGUGAACCAGAUCUUCAAGGACCUGGCAGUGAUGAUCCACGACCAGGGAGAAAUGAUUGAUAGCAUCGAGGCAAACGUGGAGAGCGCUGAAGUUCAUGUAGAGCGAGGAACAGAGCAGCUCCAGAGAGCCAGCUACUACCAGCAAAAGUCUAGGAAGAAGAUGUGCAUCCUGGCCAUGGUUUGUUCCAUCGUUCUCGUCAUACUCGGCAUCAUCAUCUGGCAAGCCUCUAAGUGAGAUGCCUCCGCACAACCAACGCGUCACUACUCCAUUUAACUCCGCCCCCUCUCACCUGCAAGUACCUGCUUGGAAUCACAAAAAAAAAAGAGCAAGAGGCCGAUCGCUUGGUUAAGGUGA